This is a messenger RNA of Humulus lupulus (European hop), 796 nucleotides long. RefSeq names its product protein GLUTAMINE DUMPER 5. Bases 76 to 603 code for a protein of 175 amino acids. Lineage: Eukaryota; Viridiplantae; Streptophyta; Magnoliopsida; Rosales; Cannabaceae. The transcript has a single exon. The record is from RefSeq and is a predicted model, not a curated record. Gene Ontology annotation, biological process: regulation of amino acid export.
ACCAACACAGAAAACGCUUUCAUUUCUUUACAAAUCUCUUCUUUUCUUCUCUCUGUUUCUCUUCUUCCGAUUCUAAUGGCGGGCAGACUACCCUACAACGCCACAGCAAGGUCACCGAUGACGAUGACGCCACAGCGUUCGCCGUGGCAUUCUCCGGUGCCAUACCUCUUCGGAGGGCUGGCGGCCAUGUUGGGUCUCAUAGCUUUCGCUCUCCUCAUUCUCGCUUGCUCCUACUGGAAGCUCUCCGGUUACCUCGACGGCAACGACGGUAACAGCUCCAACGAAGACCGGGAUCUCGAGGCCGGAGAAGGCGACGGAGCUGAGAAAGCUCCGGCGCCUGUGUUCGAAGAGAAAAUCUUGGUGAUCAUGGCUGGUCAAGUCAAGCCAACUUUCUUAGCCACCCCUAUCUCCAGUCGUUCUUCCUCUUUCGGCGAUACUAGUAGUAAUAACGGUAGCUGUGUCUGUGGCCAAAAGGGUGACCAAAAAUCGGUCGAAAUGGUGGCGCCGUUGCCGGAGAAGAAUGAUCAAGUAACCACCACCACCACCACCACUACCAGUAGUAGCAGUAGUACUGAAUCUGAUCAUGAACAUCAAACCCAUUAAAGUAUUUUCUUUUUUUUUUUGGAAAAAAAAAAGAAAAGAUUUUGUAAUUUGAGCCUCUUUUUCAUGAUGGGAUUUCUGGUGUGAUUUUUUCUCUUUUGUAUUAUUCUCUCGGGAGCUGUAAAUUCAUUUGAGAGUGAAAAAUGGGACAUAAUUUCAUAUAUAUAUUUUCCAAACCAAGAAAAAAUUACCCAAA